CCCAUCGACUUCCUCUCCCGGUACGAUAAUUGCCAGCCGAUAUAUCAUCAAAAGGACACUUAGCAGGCCGCCAAACGCCAUUUGCCUGUUGCAUCCGCGAUGAAGUUCGCCAAUGCCGCCCUCGCUCUGCUGUCCGUCGGCUUAGUCCCAGCCUCGGCAAGGACCAUCCCCGUCGAGAGGGACCAGAGCAUCAUCUCCGCCGAUGACAACCUGAAGAUUCCCGGCGACUCGCCCCUCGAACUAUGCCCGGGCACUCACGACAGCGACAUUAUCCACAUCGAGAGCGUUGACCUUGUGCCGAACCCUCCCGAAGCUGGCAAGGACCUUGUGAUCAAGGCCGUCGGAACCGUACACAAGACGAUCGAGGAAGGCGCCUACGUCCUGCUGCAGGUCAAGUACGGCUUAAUUCGCCUCAUCAGCACCAAGGCCGACCUCUGCGAGCAGGUCGGGAACGUCGACCUCAAGUGUCCCAUUGAGAAGGGCGUCCUGUCUCUGACGAAAUCCGUCAGCCUCCCGGCCGAGAUCCCUCCCGGCAAGUACACCGUCACGGCCGACGCCUACACCGUGGAUGACGAGCCUAUCACCUGCUUGACUGCAACUGUAGAAUUCUCCCGGGGUGGAAGGGCUUUGGGCUUCCUUGGUGUUGAACUGUAGUUGUUGGACGAGGCGGGAUGAUUUGCUGCAAUUUUUCUCUCCCAUACAUCACAGAUAGCACACGGGCUGAUGGUAGCAUUUCCUUUUUUUU
This is a messenger RNA of Sodiomyces alkalinus F11, 745 nucleotides long. RefSeq names its product ML domain-containing protein. Gene Ontology annotation, biological process: intracellular sterol transport. The transcript is spliced from 3 exons. The record is from RefSeq and is a predicted model, not a curated record. Bases 100 to 654 code for a protein of 184 amino acids. Lineage: Eukaryota; Fungi; Ascomycota; Sordariomycetes; Glomerellales; Plectosphaerellaceae. Gene Ontology annotation, molecular function: sterol binding.